Messenger RNA from Diospyros lotus (date-plum), 1784 nucleotides. Its product is annotated as probable transcription factor KAN4. The record is from RefSeq and is a predicted model, not a curated record. Gene Ontology annotation, cellular component: nucleus. The transcript has 6 exons. Gene Ontology annotation, molecular function: transcription cis-regulatory region binding. NCBI's taxonomy places the organism in Eukaryota, Viridiplantae, Streptophyta, Magnoliopsida, Ericales, Ebenaceae. Bases 444 to 1409 code for a protein of 321 amino acids. Gene Ontology annotation, biological process: regulation of DNA-templated transcription; abaxial cell fate specification.
ACCCUCCUUUUUCAUUCCCCAUUUGGCCUCCUCUCUCUUAACACACUCACUCAACCCAAUCGCUCCUCUCUCUCUCUCUCUCUCUCUCUUUCUCUGCUCCAUCUGCAGAGAUGCCACUUUUCACUAACUUUCCAUUCAAUGCUUCAUCCCCAGAAAAAGCUCUCUUCACUUCCUCUUUUCCUGCAUUAAUUUGCUGGCCAGUACUACUAGUCUCUGCAAAGCUAUGCAUUUUCUUCUGAUUCUUUCUCUAUCUUUCAACCCUAUAUAGCUAGCUAGACGGAUCCUACCAAAACCCUAGCUUUAAUAUUCAUCCUACUUUCUCUUUCUCAUGCAAAUCAUAAACCACUCAUUACAUAAUCACUACUCGCCCUCUUCUUCUUUCUAAUAAUCUAUAUCCUUUCUUAAUUUCUCUAAGCAUAUAUAAUUUAUUGUUUGGUUCCUCCAUGAGAAUUGGUUCGGCUUUGCCUGACCUCUCUUUGCAGAUCAGCCCGCCAUUCAGUGAACGGAGCUCGACGACGGAUUCCGGCAGCAGCGGGAGCGAUUUGAGCCACGAAAACGUUCUUUUCCCGCCGGAGAGGGGGCUCCGCCGCGGUUCCAUUGAGCCCAGUUUGAGUUUAGGGUUCGAGAUGGAAGCUUUGAAUCGUCUUCCUCCACAUAUGCCAAGAGAUCACCUGCAACUUCAUCAUCAUCAACAUCACAGCUUCCAACCCCACAUCUAUGGCCGCGAGUUCAAGAGAAAUUCGAGAGUGAUUCAUGGAGUUAGGAGGAGCGUUAGGGCGCCCAGAAUGAGAUGGACUUCGACUCUCCACGCCCACUUCGUCCACGCAGUGCAGCUCCUCGGCGGCCAUGAAAGGGCAACUCCGAAAUCUGUUCUAGAGUUGAUGAAUGUGAAGGAUCUAACCCUAGCUCAUGUGAAGAGUCACCUGCAGAUGUACAGAACAGUGAAAAGCACUGGCAAAGCAUCAGGAGGUCAUGGUACAACGGAUAGGGGUUUGGACCAGAAGACAGGGAUGGUUGAAGUUCGGGGAGGAGGAUUAAUGUGCUGUGAGAAAGCUGAAUCCGACGCUUGUUAUACUUCUCUCAGCCCAUCAGUACUGCUGCCGCAACAAGACAACAGCAGAGGUACGAGGUCAAUAUUAACGGAAACAAAUGGGUGUUACCAGUACUCGAUCCAUGAUAAAGCAUUAUGUCUUGCUCAUUUAGAGGUGGAUGGAAGCGAACCAGAGCCAGUGUCCCAGAAUAAGAAGGAGAGUUUGGAGAGUAUCAUGAUCAGCUCGUCAUCGUCGUCUUCAUCGGAUCAUCAUCAGUUGCUGAAUCUAGAGUUUACUCUUGGAAGGCCAAGUUGGCAAAGGGACUAUGCUACUGCUACAUCUUCAAAAGACUUGACUGAUCAUCAUCUCCACUGUUAAUUAAGUUGUGGAUGUAGUAGUGUUGGGAGCCUCAUCGAUCAAAGUGCACGCAACCAAGUUAAGUGAAGAUAAGAGUGCCCUAAUUUCUAUCGUGGUUUCUGGCAUUAAAAACUAUUUUUAUUUCUUUCACGUGUGGAAAUCACGAGAAUAUAUAUAUAUAUAUAUAUAUGGUUGCAAUAUUAUAUAUAUAUAUAUAUAUUUAGAGCCCACAAGUAGUAUUUAGUCUAGGCCAUGGAGGAAGGCACCGCCGAUUUAAUUUGUUCUAUAUGAGUGGCCCAGUUCUGGGAAGAAAUCAAUUAAGCUGGGAAUUAAUGGUACGAUUGUGACGAAUCAUGAAAGAAUCGGUUUAAGGAUUAUUUGCCCCCACAAAGUAAG